Molecule: messenger RNA, 789 nt
Organism: Blastomyces dermatitidis ER-3
Lineage: Eukaryota; Fungi; Ascomycota; Eurotiomycetes; Onygenales; Ajellomycetaceae
Exons: 1
Coding region: 1-789 (262 amino acids)
Biological process (GO): fungal-type cell wall polysaccharide metabolic process
Cellular component (GO): fungal-type cell wall
Source: RefSeq, a predicted model, not a curated record
AUGGUGUCGUUCAAAUCUCUCCUCGUUACAAGCGCGCUGGCUUGCGCUGUUUCCUGCGCCCCUGCAGCGGAUUAUUACACUAUUGCUGCUAACCCAGGUUCGGGAAAACGAGGCCUUGCUUACAACAAUAUUAACCUCCUUACUGCAUUCGAGGGAGGUCCCUUCUCCUGGUCCUACAACUGGGAACCCAGGCCUGGGGGUUACACCGCCGGCAUUGAAUACGUACCCAUGCUUUGGGGUCCCAGGGGCUACGGAUCAUGGAACGCCGAUGCGGAGGCAGGAAUUGCUGCUGGUAGCAAGAAUCUACUCGCUUUCAACGAACCCGAUAUAGCCUCACAAGCCAAUAUGUCUCCAGAAGCUGCCGCGGCGGCGUAUCAGAAGUACAUGAACCCGUACGCAGCUAGAGCCCGCCUUGGCUCUCCAGCCGUUUCCAAUGGGGCCCCUCCAAAGGGCCUUGGCUGGAUGCAGGGAUUCCUGGACGUCUGCGCCGGAAACUGCAAGAUCGACUUCCUUGCUGUCCACUGGCACGGCCCUAGUGGAAAUGUGGAUGAUUUCAAACGCUACGUUAGCGAGGCAAUCGCACUUGGCCAGAAGUAUGGAAUUGGCACUGUCUGGGUUACCGAGUUUGAAGGCCAAGGGGAUGAGGAAGCGCAGGUCAAUUUUCUGAAGGAGGUGCUUCCAUGGUUGGAUUCGAAUGCGGGCGUGGAGCGCUAUGCCUCUUUCUUCGUCGAUAAUCUUGUCAAAGGAGGCGCUUUGACUUCCGUCGGCAAGGCUUAUAAAACGAUCUAA